GGGUGGGGCGAGCGCGUGGACGGGCGCUGGCGAUAGGGCUGCGGAGGCGCGUGCGUGUGCGUGUGUGUGUGCGUGAGUGGUGGGCUGCGCAGCACGUGCGGAGUCCGGCGCGCGGACUACGCUGCUGCAUGCCGCGCGAAUGUGCGUCCGUUGAACAGCUGCUGCAGCCAUGUCCAAGUACAACAAUGAUCGCAGCAGCUCGGGCCAGACUUACAAGAUCGUCAUCGUGGGUGGUGGCGGCGUCGGCAAGUCGGCGAUCACCAUACAGUUCAUUCAG
Pollicipes pollicipes is the source of this 277-nucleotide messenger RNA. RefSeq names its product ras-like protein 2. The record is from RefSeq and is a predicted model, not a curated record. Gene Ontology annotation, biological process: signal transduction. NCBI's taxonomy places the organism in Eukaryota, Metazoa, Arthropoda, Thecostraca, Pollicipedomorpha, Pollicipedidae. Gene Ontology annotation, cellular component: membrane. Gene Ontology annotation, molecular function: GTPase activity; GTP binding.